AUGGACACGGCACAGUUCUCCUACAACUUGCACCGCAGUGAGUCGACCAACACGAGUCCAUUUGAGUUGGCGACGGGGCAGCAACCUUUGACACCUACGACGGUGGCAACGGGGUAUAGAGGCAACAGUCCGGCGGCCUACAAGUUCGCUAAAGGCUGGCACGAGAAGAUGGAGAUGGCCAAGUCUUACUUAGCCCGCGCUAGUAAGAAGAUGAAGAAAUGGGCGGACAAGAAGAGGCGGCACUUGGAAUUCGAAGAGGGAGACAUGGUGAUGGUCAAGUUCUAUCCUCAUCGCUUCAAGCAUCUCAAGAACGUGCACAAGGGACUGCUUCGCCGCUAUGAAGGGCCAUUCCCCAUCGUGAAGAGGAUUGGCAAGGUGGUAUACAAGGUAGAGUUGCCGACGCACUUGGAGAUCCAUCCGGUCUUUCAUUUGAGCCAACUCAAGCCUUACCACGAAGACAAGGAGGAUGAGCAACGAAGGGAGUCGCAAUGCGCACCAACACUCGUCACCAAGACACACGACCAUGAAGUCGAAGAAAUCAUGGCGCGUCGUGUCAUUCCUCGUCGUGGCGUACAUCCAAGCUUUGUGGAGUACUUAGUCAAGUGGCGCAACCUUCCGGAGAGUGAAGCAACUUGGGAGAAAGAGCUCACGCUUUGGAAGAACAAGGACUUGAUCGAGGCAUUCCAUCAAGAGGACGCGACGAGGGCGUCGCGAGCAUAG
Molecule: messenger RNA, 720 nt
Organism: Linum trigynum
Lineage: Eukaryota; Viridiplantae; Streptophyta; Magnoliopsida; Malpighiales; Linaceae
Source: the annotation of a GenBank genome assembly